Molecule: messenger RNA, 657 nt
Organism: Entrophospora candida
Lineage: Eukaryota; Fungi; Glomeromycota; Glomeromycetes; Entrophosporales; Entrophosporaceae
Source: the annotation of a GenBank genome assembly
AUGGAAAAAUUAAAUGAAGAAAGAAUUAUACUUAAUGUCGGAGGAAUAAAGUAUGAAACUUAUCGUUCGACAUUAAUAGCGUUUCCCGAAACAUUACUUGGCACAAUGUUUCAAGAAAGGAAUAAUGAAUUAUUGAAUUCAACAAAUAACAAUAAUGAAAGUAAUAAAGACGAAUAUUUUUUUGACAGGAACGGCAAAGCUUUUCAUUAUAUUAUGGAAUGGUAUCGUAAUGGUGGCGAAAUAAUUUGGCAUAAUCAUCACGAUGGAGCAACGGUAGCAACAGAAGAAGGAAAAAAUGAUGAUGUUAAAUCUUUAAUUGAAACAAUUGAUGAUUAUCGAUGUGAGUUUGUUGAAGAUUUUAGCAUAACGUUUUAUAAAAGAGAGAAUUUUACAAGAUCAAAUAAUGAAUUUGAGAUUUCAGGAUAUGGAAUUAUUAAUAAUUAUUUAUCAUCAAUAAUUGGAUUAUUAUUAGGAGGAGAUGAGAAUAAUGACAACGAAGAUAAUAAAAAUAGUAACAAUAAAUCAAUUGAUGAAAUUCUUAUGGUUCGUAGUGAUGAUUUAACACCUGUUGAAGAAAAAUACAUUCAAUUAAAUGUCUACUUGAAUUAUGAUUAUGAUAAAAUUUUUGAAAAUAUCAAGAAAUUUAGCUUAGAUUAA